UCGAAAUCGAGACUCUGGGUAGUUUACUGACUGAGUUGAAAUGUUGGUGUGGUAUUAGCUUUGUGGUUGCUUGGAAAUAUGUUAAAAUUUCGUACGACGUAUAAACAUCUAAUUGUGUUCUUGAUAUUCAAGAAUGUCAAGACAGACUCGACAAAAACUCGACAAUAAUAACGAAUAACGAUAGAUUUUAAAAUGCUAUCACUCAUCAGAUCACAGACCUUGACCACCCCACCCCAAGGAUGUAAAGAUUGUCCUCAUCGCUUUGCGACGGACGAAGAAGUGGAAGAAGACUAGCUAUCAUGUACCAUCCUAGGUACCAUCAGAUCUCGAGUCGAGAGAGUUAUUACCACAGGGAAUAGAACAUUUUUUAGCAUAUAUCAAUAAAAAGUUGUCAUGUGAGAAUCAUGUGAGUGAUGUGACGCAUGUGCUCACACGCUUGCUCACACUUAUAUCAUCUAUACAAGCCAUGGAAAAAUAUUACGUAACGUUAGUUUGAUCUCUGGUCAGAAGAGACUGGUUCGUUCAAUAAUGUGUACAUGUGAUCAAAGGCCUGUAUUGCGUAAUACAAAUACCUGAACGUCAAUACGAGACAGGCCAAUUAAAUAACGAAUGGAAUGAUCAAGAGUGUAUCAAUUUUAUAUCAUUCCUGAUAAAAAUUCCAUCCCCAUCUUCCCAAUGUUUUCGAGAUGAUUACGGAAGACAAUGUCAUAGAAAGUGCUGAAAUGAAUGAGAUGAAUGAAACAAAAGCCAGUCUUCAAUCUAACAAUGGUGCAGUUAAUGCUGAAGGUUAUGGAGCAACCUGUGAUGGAAGUCAAGGUAGUAAUGUAACAGACCACUGUGCAAGUAAUAAUAAAAACAAGGAAGGUCAUGAUCACAAGACAACAUACUUUGAAUCAAGAAUACCAAUACCUCGCGAGGCAGACAGAGAUUAUGGCUUCAGUUUUAAACGUCUUUGGGCAUUUACUGGUCCUGGAUUCUUAAUGAGUAUUGCGUAUCUUGAUCCGGGAAAUAUUGAAUCAGAUCUUCAGUCUGGGACUACUGCAGAGUUUAAGCUCCUAUGGGUUCUCAUGGUAGCAACAUUUAUUGGAUUUUUGAUGCAGAGACUGUCAGCUCGUCUUGGAACAAUCACUGGAAAACAUUUGGCAGAGUUAUGUUACGAGAAAUACCCAAAAGUACCGCGGAUUAUAUUAUGGAUCAUGGUGGAGAUUGCUAUAAUUGGCAGCGACAUGCAGGAAGUCAUUGGAACUGCAAUAGCGUUUUAUCUUCUUUCAAACGGAAAAAUUCCUCUGUACGCUGGCGUACUUAUUACAAUCAUGGAUACGUUUGUUUUCCUCUUUUUAGAUAAAUAUGGUCUAAGGAAACUUGAAGUAUUUUUUGGCUUCCUAAUUACAGUUAUGGCAGUAACAUUUGGAUACGAGUAUGGUGUUGUUAAACCAAAUCAAGCAUCCGUAGUGAAAGGAAUGUUUAUACCUGGUUGUGAUAACUGCACUGCAAAAGCCAGGAAACAAGCUGUAGGAAUAGUUGGUGCAGUCAUUAUGCCACACAACUUUUACUUGCAUUCAGCCCUUGUCAAGUCGCGACAAGUUGACAGAAGUAAACAUCAAGAAAUUAAAGAAGCGAACAUGUAUUACACCAUUGAAUCAGGAAUCGCCUUGUUUGUCUCUUUUCUGAUUAAUUUAUUUGUCGUUGCUGUUUUUGCAGAGGGAUUUUAUAAUAAGACUAAUAAGGAUGUGAUUGGUAUUUGCCAAAAUGCGACAUAUGACAUUCGUUAUGAAGGCAUUUUUGACAAUAAUACAGACGUAGUUGAUGGAGAUCUUAUAAGGCGUAAGUUUGUCCAUGGAAUAUACCUUGGUUGUGAAUAUGGUGUCGCGGCGUUAUAUAUAUGGAGUAUUGGUAUCCUAGCCGCUGGACAGAGUUCUACUAUGACUGGAACCUAUGCUGGUCAAUUUGCUAUGGAGGGUUUUCUCAAAAUGUCUUGGACACGUUGGAAACGAGUUCUAUUUACUCGGUCUAUAGCAAUAGGACCGACUUUGGCAGUUGCUGGUUUCUUAGGAAUCAAUAAUCUCACUGGAAUGAAUGAUUUUCUCAAUGUCUUACAAAGUUUGCAGCUUCCCUUCGCAUUGCUACCAAUGUUGUACUUUACGAACAAAACAGAAGUGAUGGGCAGUUUUGUAAACGGAAGGAUUAUGUGCGCUUUUUCAUGGGUUGUCCUCCAUUGUGAAUUAGGAAUCAACUUCUUUUUUGUCGGCGAAACACUGACGAGUUUACCGAAAAAUGUUGCACUGUUGUUCUUCAUCUCAAUCCUGGUUGUUUUUUAUUGCGCUUUUGUUCUACUCUUAUUUUACUAUGCUCUUGAGUUCACUUUUCUUGAUCGGUUUAAUUGUCUUCGAAGCAAGAGCACGGGAUAUGAACCACAUGACGAUGAAGUUGAUUAUAUAAGUGAUGAAUAGUCCAAGUGAAAGAAAUAGAACCUCGUUUUUUUGUUGAUAAAACAUAAUCUGAAUACUGGAUAUGGUGGCAUAUGCACGUCGCUCAUUUUCCGUCUACAGCACUUUGCUUUUUCGCGAUAACAAAUUACAAACAUAUUUUACGAAGUAAUGUAGAUUUAGAAUAUUUUAUACAACAUACAUACAUGCAUGCGAUCCGUGACGGCAAGCAGUAACAAAACGCGUGUUGCAAUUUGGGGGCGUGAUUAUCGUAAAUAUUAUUAGAACUCAAUUAAAAAAGGUAAAAAAAGUUGACGUUGCCCGGCAGGCAUUACCUGGCCAAUUCUGUCAAAACCAGUUUUUACUAAAAAUUUUUACCAAAAAAUGCUUUCUCAAAAAAGCCAUUAUAAAAUAGAUUAGACAACUAUGUG
Molecule: messenger RNA, 2857 nt
Organism: Dendronephthya gigantea
Lineage: Eukaryota; Metazoa; Cnidaria; Anthozoa; Malacalcyonacea; Nephtheidae
Product: natural resistance-associated macrophage protein 2-like
Exons: 26
Coding region: 687-2450 (587 amino acids)
Biological process (GO): metal ion transport
Cellular component (GO): membrane
Molecular function (GO): iron ion transmembrane transporter activity; cadmium ion transmembrane transporter activity; manganese ion transmembrane transporter activity
Source: RefSeq, a predicted model, not a curated record